Molecule: messenger RNA, 2922 nt
Organism: Scaptodrosophila lebanonensis
Lineage: Eukaryota; Metazoa; Arthropoda; Insecta; Diptera; Drosophilidae
Product: endochitinase A
Exons: 4
Coding region: 431-2437 (668 amino acids)
Source: RefSeq, a predicted model, not a curated record
CAAAGCCAGACAACGACGACGCAAGGACGAAGCCAUUUCUCUGAAAAAAGGAUUUCCAACAACACCAACAACAAAAAGGCCGUCAAGCAAAUUCCUAGUCAACGUACACACGAAAAAAGGAGAGGAGAGGAGAGGAGAGUUGAGCAACAACAAAAAGGAAAGAAAGAAAAAAAUCAAUAAUAGACACAUGUAAGCGGAUACUCUGUUGGGUCCGGCACGACCAACAAUAUGUUUGGGCAACAACAACAACAACAACAACUACUACAGCAAAAGCAGAAGCAACACAAACAACGACAAUGUGGCUAAAAGCUACUGCGAAGCCAGCGCGUGCCUGCAAAUAGUGUCCUUAGGUGCAGCUCUAGUAAAGUCCUAAGGGAGUCCUUUGCCCGCAGAGAAGCAGCCUUGGAGCAUUGUUGGAGCUCAGCUGACCAUGGCGGACAGAUACGCCACCUCGGCCGGCUACUACGAACGCCAACAGCAGGCGGCCAGCGGUCUGCCGCACAAUUCAUUUGCAGCAGCUCAGCCCUAUCGAUCGUAUGGCGGCUAUAGUCCAGCCCCUGGCUAUGGGUAUGCACACUACGGGCAGGCCCCGUCGGCGUAUAUGCACGGCUAUUAUGGCGCCCAGUUUGAGAGUAACGCGUAUAGACGCUAUGCUUCCUAUGCCUCGCCCCAUUACAGCCAACAGAUGCCGCCCGCGCACUCCGCACAUCAAUCACCGGGUCUCUUCACCCCCGCCGGCCAACAACUGAUACCUUCAAGUGUGCUGCACUAUCCACCCAGGCAGCCACCCUAUCAGCCAUCACAGCCAUCCUCGCAUGCCAGCUAUGCUAGCGCAGCUGAGCAGCAGCUGCCCCACCACUCCGUCUCAGCCUACAACGCUUCCUCGCACUUUGCGCAUGCGCAGGCGCGUGCAGCAGCCGCUGCCGCUUACCAGGCUAGUGCAGCCGCUGCCGCUGCUGCUGCGGCCGCCUCCUCCUACUCGAGCACACCCAUGCCCUACACAUCGAGCGGCGCGCCGCUGCCGCCACAACGCUCUUCUACACCAGCGCCCAAUCGCACAGUCUUGCCGCCCAAUUUUCUCGAGCCUUUGCGCAACUAUGCCGAGCAACUAAACGCGUCCAGUCUGCGCAGCAAGCUCGACGAGCCGCCAGAUUGCGGCCGCAGUCAGGACUUAGAGUCCGAUAUAGCUAGUUCUGGUGCUUCGGCUGCUCCUGCAGCUGCAGCUGGUGCUGGCGCUGGUGCCUCACCCCAACGAUUGACCACUUCCCCACCGCUCAUAAGUGCCACUGGAACGGACAGCGGCAUCAGUAAUUGCAGCACUCGAGCGAGAAGCGACAGCAGUCAGAGCACACCCGUCUAUAGCAGCGAAUAUCCCGUCAAUAUGUCCGUCGAGUCGGCUUCGUGCGUCUCUUAUCAUUGUCCCGGUGAUGGCAAGGACUAUGAGGAGGAACAGCCGCGUGGCGCAGAUAAUGCGGAAUUGGAGCCAUUGGGCUGCGAUAUCAACGUGAAAUCGGAGACGAUUUCAACUGAUGACAUAAGCGCCAAAGCGACAUCGACGCCGACACCACCACCUUUGAGUAGCAUUGAUAAGCAAGAGGCUGCUGAAGGGAAGCCCACAACGUCGCCCACGGAUGAGCCAGUGGUGGCAGAUGUUGUCAAGCAAGCGGAAAUCAAUUUGGUGAAGCCGAAAGAGGAGCCUGACGAUGCCGAGCAGCAAGGAGCGACGACUGCGGCCUGUGGAGCGCAGAAUGACAGCAGCAACAGCAGUUGGUGCCAACAGCAACAGCAACAUUGGAGCCCAGCCAAGCGUCUUCCGCGCACGCCGCCCGUGCCGCACAACUCACCCGUUGGCUAUGGCCAAUCGUCGUCAGCAGCGCCGCAGCCGCCGCCGCCUGCGCUGGCGCCGCUGCUGCAGCAAAGCAGCAGCAAAGCUCAUGGCACACGAAAUGCAUUGACCGCCAAGGGUCGCAGCAAUCGCAUCAUCGAGUGCGAUCUCAUUCCGAGCAAGAAAUCAAAACGAAAGAGCGCCAAAACGUACAGCGAGAGCAACACUGAGAGCGUCGAGUCUACGGUGCGCGAGCAAAUACGCGAUAUCAAGCCGCUGCCUGGAUUUCAGCAGGCGUUUGGUUCGACAGAAAUUGGACGUUUCUCGGAAACAUUUCUGCAAACGCCCGAAAAUAUCGUGGAACGCAUUGGAACGCAUUUCGAUGAGUAUGGCAGUACGCCAUAUCAUAAUCCCUACUACGAUGCCACGCCCACGCCGGCCACCUACUGGGCUCCCUACGAUGAAUGCAACAACUACAACAGUCAAAUGAGCCGCAAUCGAUUGCGCUCGCAUGGAGGCUACGGAUUCCCCGACUACAUGGCGUAUGAGCGAUAUGCCGCAUACAGCGCGGGUCGGGGGCGUUAUGGCGAAAUACGUUGCAAUGGCUACUGAAAGUCUAGCAUAAUAGAAAACUCUAUAUUUAAAUAACUAUUGAAAACCUAAGCAGCCAAAAUUGUUGUUAGUCGUCCCGUAUCAUUGUCAUUUCUCUGUGUGUGCCUUUUUCGGUCAAAAUUCAACAUUGCUCCUUCAACAAACGCCUCUUUUCGGUGUGUUGUCGAUGCGAAAUUGUUGUCGAAAUUCAUAAAAUCGAGAACUUGAAACAGCUAAAAACAAAACUUAAAGAAAGCAAAAUAUGGUAUUGAAAACUUAAGAUACAAAUAGCGGAAUGUUUUAAAUGUUUUAAAAUCAGCAAACAUGUGCAAAACCGAAACAAGUAACGUACAUACGAUUUGAACCUUCUCCUCACUGUACAUAGCAACGCAUUUCAAAUACAAUAAACUUACACAUUAUGACAAAAAAAAUUCGCAAUUUUUAAAAAAAAGAACAUAACCAAACAGUCUACCAAACAUAAUAAUACCUACAAGUAUAUUAAGCGA